Candida tropicalis MYA-3404 is the source of this 1215-nucleotide messenger RNA. Its product is annotated as elongation factor 1-gamma. The transcript has a single exon. The record is from RefSeq and is a predicted model, not a curated record. Bases 1 to 1215 code for a protein of 404 amino acids. Gene Ontology annotation, biological process: translational elongation. Gene Ontology annotation, molecular function: translation elongation factor activity. Gene Ontology annotation, cellular component: nucleus; cytoplasm. NCBI's taxonomy places the organism in Eukaryota, Fungi, Ascomycota, Pichiomycetes, Serinales, Debaryomycetaceae.
AUGUUAUGGAAGCUUCCCCAAGAUCUUCUAUCUUGGUUGAUCUUGUCAAAAACUUCAAAUUGGAUAUUGAAGUUUCUACUGAAACCCAAAUCCGAUGCUUUCUUGAAGAAAUUCCCAUUGGGUAAGACUCCAGCUUUUGUUGGUCCAAAAGGUUUCAAAUUGACUGAAAGCAUUGCUAUUGCUAUUUACCUUUUGUCUUUGGCUCCAGAACAAAAAUUGUUGGGUAAAAACAACCAAGAAAACGCUAGUAUUAUCAAAUACCUUUCUUUGGUUAACCAAGAAGGUGUUAACUCUUGGUGUGGUGCUUUCUUUAGAUUGAACGGUAGAUUCACCUACAACAAGAAAGAAGUUGAUGAAAACUUGAAGACCUUGAACACUAUUGGUCAAUUGUUUGAAGACAGAUUAACUGACUUCACUUACUUGGUUGGUGAAAGAAUUUCUUAUGCUGAUUUGUUUGCUGUUAAGGUUUUCGCUGCUGCUAUUGGUACUUUGUUGGGUCAACCAUUCUUGGCUAAAUACCCAAACUUUGCUAGAUGGUUCAAGACUGUUUCCAACAAUGCUUUCUUCCAAGGUCAAUUCAAAGAUUUCCAAGCUCCAAAGGAACAAUUGGCUUUUGUCCCACCAAAGAAGGAAAAGAAGGAACAACCAAAGAAAGCUGACCAACCAAAGAAAAAGGAAGCUGCUGCUCCAGCUCCAGCUGAUGAACCAGCUCAAGCUCCAAAACCAAAACAUCCAUUAGAAGCUUUGGGUAAACCAAAGGCUCCAUUGGAUGAAUGGAAGAGAGUUUACUCUAAUGAAGAAACUAGAGAAACCGCUAUUCCAUGGUUCUGGGAAAACCAAUACAACCCAGAAGAAUGGUCCUUGUGGAAAGUUGAUUACAAAUACAAUGACGAAUUGACCUUGACUUUUAUGUCUAACAACUUGGUUGGUGGUUUCUUCAACAGAUUGUCUGCUUCUACCAAAUACAUGUUUGGUUGUAUGGUUGUCUAUGGUGAAAACAACAACAAUGGUAUCACUGGUGCUUUCUUAGUCAGAGGUCAAGACUAUGCUCCAGCUUUUGAUGUUGCUCCAGAUUGGGAAUCUUACGCUUUCACCAAAUUGGAUGCUUCUAAAGAAGAAGACAAGAAAUUCAUCAACAACAUGUUUGCUUGGGAUGAACCAGUUGAAGUUAACGGUGAAAAGAGAGAAAUUGCUGACGGUAAAGUUUUCAAAUAG